Messenger RNA from Phyllotreta striolata, 612 nucleotides. The record is from the annotation of a GenBank genome assembly. NCBI's taxonomy places the organism in Eukaryota, Metazoa, Arthropoda, Insecta, Coleoptera, Chrysomelidae.
ACAGUCUCGAUACAUCUUAAAAUGAGCAGCGCCCAUAAAUUGAUUACAUCAUUCCUAUUAGUUUUAUUUGAUUUGUUAGUCGCCACCGCCAUUGUCUGGCCCGCAAAAUGCCCUGAAAUAGUGCCGAAACAACGCUGGGACGGGCGGGCUGCCUUAACGGUGAAUUAUACCAUCAUUCCUGUAGAAUAUGUGAUAGUCCAUCAUACUGUCACAAAUGAAUGCAUCACAACAAACGGCUGUUCCUCGGUUGUCAAGAGUAUCCAGAAUUUCCACAUGGAUGAGUUAGAUUUUCACGAUAUUGGAUACAAUUUUUUAGUUGGAGGAGACGGUAAAAUUUACGAAGGGGCAGGAUGGCACAAAGUAGGAGCCCAUACUAGAGGCUACAACAGCAAAUCCUUGGGAUUGGCCUUCAUUGGUGAUUUUUCGAAAAAGUACCCGCCCAGCGCCCAGACGGCAGCAGGAUUAAAAUUCAUAGAAUGUGCCCUGGAUGCCGGUGAAUUAAGAGACGAUUAUAAACUUCUAGGAGCGAAGCAAGUUAGUCAGACUGUUAGUCCAGGAGCAUACUUAUAUCUUCAAAUAAAAGGCUGGCCUAAUUACGCCUCAUCUCCUUAA